Molecule: messenger RNA, 6664 nt
Organism: Lacerta agilis (Sand lizard)
Lineage: Eukaryota; Metazoa; Chordata; Lepidosauria; Squamata; Lacertidae
Gene: IP6K1
Product: inositol hexakisphosphate kinase 1
Exons: 6
Coding region: 266-1555 (429 amino acids)
Biological process (GO): inositol phosphate biosynthetic process; phosphatidylinositol phosphate biosynthetic process
Cellular component (GO): cytoplasm; nucleus
Molecular function (GO): inositol hexakisphosphate kinase activity
Source: RefSeq, a predicted model, not a curated record
ACGGCAGAAUGCCCACCUUCCCGGCGCCGCCAUCUUGUUGUUGAUUCGAACCGUAGGGAGCGAGUGAGGGCAGUGUUUGAAGCCGGCCUGGGGGGACCGAGUAGCAGCGCCCCCCGGCCGGGCAGGGAGAAGUUUCCCUUGACCAUUGGCACAUGCUUUCUUACUAAGACAUCUGAGUGGUAGAGAUUUUGCUCCUUGAGAAACUGCUCCUUCCACCCCAUGCAGCUCACCCCCAGCCCCAAGUGUGCAACUGGUGCCCUACGCAAUGUGUGUUUGUCAAACCAUGGAGGUGGGGAAGCAUGGCAAGAACGCAUCCCACACAGGAGGCCGAGGGGUCCUUCUGGAGCCUUUCAUCCAUCAGGUGGGCGGCCACAGCAGCAUGAUGCGCUACGAUGACCACACUGUGUGCAAGCCUCUCAUCACCAGAGAACAGCGCUUCUAUGAGUCCCUGCCUCCAGAAAUGAAGGAAUUCACACCUGAGUACAAAGGUGUGGUGUCUGUCUGUUUUGAGGGAGACAGUGAUGGCUACAUUAACCUGGUAGCAUACCCGUACGUGGAGAGUGAAGCCUUGGAGCAGGAAGAUGUACCAGAGAGGGACCAGCCACGUCGCAAACACUCUCGUAGAAGCCUCAACAGGUCUGGCAGUGGCAGUGAGCACAAAGAGGAGAGAGCAGGACUGGCCAGUGACACAUCAGAAAGCUUCCAGGACACGAAGAGCCUCAAGAGCUGGCAUUCAGAUGUUCCAUUUCAGAUGCUAGAUGGAAAUAGCAGCGUGAGUUCUGAAAAGAUCACAUUUAACCCGUGGAGUCUGCGUUGCCACAAGCAACAGUUGAGCCGCAUGCGCUCAGAGUCCAAGGAACGUAAGCUCUACAAAUUCCUUUUACUGGAGAACGUGGUACACCAUUUCAAAUUUCCCUGUGUGCUUGACUUGAAAAUGGGGACCAGGCAGCACGGGGAUGAUGCAUCUGAGGAGAAAGCUGCUCGACAGAUGAAGAAGUGUGCCCAGAGUACCUCGUCUACACUAGGCGUGCGGGUUUGUGGAAUGCAGGUAUAUCAGCUGGAUACAGGCCAUUAUUUGUGCAGGAAUAAAUAUUACGGCAGAGGUCUUUCCAUUGAGGGUUUUCGCAAUGCCCUCUGCCAAUAUCUGCACAAUGGAGUAGAGCUACGAAAGGACCUGUUUGAGCCCAUCCUUAGCAAACUGCAAAGCCUGAAGUCUGUACUGGAGAGGCAGGCCUCCUAUCGCUUCUACUCCAGCUCCUUGCUCAUCAUCUAUGAUGGGAAGGACAACCGGUCGGAGACAUAUAUGGAGCGCAGGGCAGAGAUGCGCCUGAAACAAGUGGACAUCUCUCUCCCAGAGAACCUACAAGAUGCCAGCAGCACAGAGGCAGUCAGUUUCCAGCCCAAGGUAGAUGUACGUAUGAUAGACUUUGCACACAGCACAUUCAAAGGCUUUCGAGAUGAUCCCACUGUACAUGAUGGCCCCGACAUGGGGUAUGUGUUUGGACUAGAGAGCCUUAUCAACAUAAUGGAACAGAUGCGGGAUGAGAACCAGUAGCCUUGGGCUGGACUCCUCAACUUUGUCCCUCAUUGAUAGAAACAGACAGGACCACCACCCCUACAGAAAAAGCAGGCUGCUGCUUUGAAAAUAUUCUGUUGCUCCAGUGUGUUUAAUAUCAAAGGACACAAUAUCCUGGAUGAUCCUGGCAAAAUGGCUUUGACUAUCAUGGCCUGGACUUCUUGCAGGAGAAACAAACCCCAUGGACCCCAGCAUUGGGCAUUUAUAUCUAGGGCUUUGCAUUUGUUCAAUACAGCCCUGUGAUCAUGUCUGUUAGGAAUGUGGAGACUGACCCCAUGGGAAAGAAGAGGGGUGAUGGCCUAGUGGUGUAGAUUUUGGGAUUCCAGUGUCCCUCUUCCUUGUCAGCCUUCCAUUGAGAACCAGCGGUUUGAACCUCUCUUCUUUUGUUUGGAAAGGGCAUUCACAUACAAGCUAACAUUACUUAUGGGGCUGAUCGAGGCACAUGAUUUGCACAUACUCCUCUCUGCUGUUGCUGCCCCUGAGCAGAUGUGAGAGACUCUUCUAGAGGGUACAGAUGAUACUUCAUUUAUCUUCUCCAAUCUGGGCAUUAUCAGAUCAUCCCAAAUGGGGAAAUAAAUGACCAAAGGAAAACUAGUGCAGUGCUUUAAUGGUUUUGCUUUGCACCCCAUUGAUGAAGCUGGCCUACCUCCCUUCACCAUUUCCUGCACAUUGAUAGAAACUCUCCAAAUUCCAGAAAGGCCCAGUCAGGUGUUCACAAUGCUGUCUCGGUCAAGAACUUCAUGGGAGAGUUCAGCUGGCUAAGGAUAGUGUUAAUAGCACAUUCAUGCUGAUCCCUUGAUGCUUUUGUGAGACUAAUGAUGUUUAUCAGAUGCCAACUACCCCUCACCCCACCCAUGCAUCUUUGCAUUUAGUAGAUAAAAUAGUCUCUUUUCCGACCUCAUUCAGAUCCAAGCACCAUGAUGUUUGGUUGCAGUUUUCCUUUUUCCUUCCUUCUAGGGAGGCUUCCUAGCAAGACAGCACACUUCCAUACAUGUUCCGCCCACAAUAAUAAAAUACUUGCGUGGGGUAAUUUGAUGAGAAAAGUAGGCGUCUUUAUUUUCAGAAACUGUCCUGAUUUGUGGAGGGAAGUGUCUGUCUGGCUUUUAAUGUAUUGCCACCUGUGCUUGUUUUCACCUCAGGGAGUUGGUGUUUCCAGCCUUGUUCCUCCACUUUGUGACGGGUUGAAUGCAGCUGUGCCACGUUCUGGCCCCACAUACGUAUAUGGGAUUCUGUUGCGUGGGCUGAGGUGUUGGUGGCUUGUAGCAUUAAUCUUAACAGCAUUGGUCCACUGUGUGAUUAAUCACAAUUUGCAGAUCUUGGUGGCAGUGGUGGCCCUAAAUGCUGUUCUAUGGACCUUGGAGACUAGUUGCUCUAAUUAGGACCAGGCCUAGUAUACACAAAUGCACUAGACUUCUUGGGCUUGCACUUUGUUGGGGAGGGGAUUUACUACCAUAGGGAACUAAUGGCAAGGCACAAUUGUCGUAAACCUCUACUACUAGAUGCUCUUAUAAUGGGUUAGCAUUUGCCCCAAAGCUCCUGUGCUGAAUCUGUGCCUCCCUUUUGGGCAAGUAUGAACUUCACAGGUUUGUCUUGAAAGUAUUGGCUCUUACAUCAAGGAGCUGCUGAUGGAACCCCCUCUCGUGCCAACAGGUAUUUGCAGUUGACUCUGUGCUGAAUGUUCUGAAGGGCAGGUGUGUCGGGGAGCAACCGUUGUGCAUUGACCAAUUUAGCAAUUAGUAUUAGAUAUUGCCUCUGUAACGAGAGGCAUUUUCACAGUUCCAAUGCCAUUUCCCCAACAUUAUCUUUGAUUCCCAGAAUUUAAGGGAACGGGUUUGCUUUCUGUUGAGCCCAGCUUUUUAAGUCUUCAGAAUGGUUUUGAGGCAUCACAAUUUUGGUAUUGUUUUGGUUAAACAGGAUCUUUCAAUAUUGUUUUGAAGUUUUUAACUUUGUAAUCUUUAUCCCUCUACCAGCUACUUAAGUAACACUGAAAAUACAGGAAAUCACUCUAUAGAGUCUUCUUCUUCCUGUUCUAAUGACUGCACCAUUUUGAUUUUUUUCCAUUAAAAAAAAAUCUGGACCAUUCUGAACUUCUCAUCAUAAGUUCCAGAGCUUGUAAAUAGCAUUUCUCCUUCCUGUUGCCAGGUUUUGUUUUCAUGUUGCUAGUAACUGUUUGCUCCGUAAGGAACCAAAAAUAUUAAAGGACUUGGUUUUGUUGGUAUUUUAGCAUUGUGGUUAGUUUUCAGACAGUGUAACUGCAAAGCACAGUCUUGUUCAAUAGCAAUAAGCUUUCCAAGUUCAUUUCUUUAACUUCAAGUUAAGCAACGGGACGUGGAUGUGACUGUUCUUCAUACUUGAGCACCUUGCAUGUCUGAAGGGAUUUGCCUUUUCCUAGUAGAGAUCUGCUUGCCACCAGCUCAGAGUACAAAUUGAACUAAUUUGACUAACAUCCUCCUCUAUUUGAUGCAAGCCUGUAUGUUGCCUCUUGCAGGGCUGUUUGUGCCUGCAUGUGCGCACACGUGCUUGUAUGUAGUCUGUCAGUGUUAGAGUAGCUGAAAUUGAAAUGUACUGGCAAAACUGUGUACGGAAGCAUCUAGAGGGUUUGUUAGAGAAGUACCCAUGCUGUCAGGGCAGAUAAAUUUAAAUGGAUUUCAUUGUAGAGAGUUAUUUCUAAGCCAUCCCUUUGGGCGUGCAGCAAAAAUCAGUUUCUGCAGCUUGAUAUUUGCUUUCGAUUGAAAGGAACUCUGCUGAGUAAAAGUGCCUUCUAAAAGGCACCAAGAAAAACAUGACGGAGCAGAAGGUAUGAACUAGAAUAUUUGCCUUCAGCAGCUCCUUCCAACUGUUUGGUUAACUGUCUGUUCAAACUUGCAUCUUGCCUGAGAAAAAGGUCUCAGGCAAGCAGGUCACAGAUGUUUGAGUGCAUCCCCCUUUGCCCUCUUCUGCCCUGAAACAAAAGGAAUUGAAUCUGCCCAAAACAAAGCUAGUCUAAUAGCUUUUGUACAGUACAUUGUCCCACUCUGUUUUGAUAUAUAAAUGGGGCAAUGUAUUUACCCAGCAUUUGUUGUUACACUGCAGCCAUUCUCCUUGCCAUAAAGGCACCUGUCAUUGGACACAAUCAUGCAAACAUGCCACUUCCCUGUUCUACCUCAUUAUCUGUAAAAUCCUUCAAGAUAAUUAGGCUUUUAAUGUCAUUUUAGGGGUGUUGUUACAGAACUGGAAGCUAUAUUGCAAGUGUCAUGAAGUUCUCUAGAAUAAUUUUGCAAAAUAAAAUAGCUGAAGAUGACAUGGGGUUAGCUUUGAGGAACUAAACAUAAAGCAACUUGACUCCUUCCACCUGUAGUUUCAGACUGGGAUGUUGCUUCUUAGUAGUUUUUAGCUCGUUAAAAUGCCUAGACAAGGGUGAGAGUGGUGAGAGAUUGAGCAUACGGCUUUUGUAAAGCAGGUGCUGCUCUGGACGCUGGGUCCAACAAAGCCAUUUUGUAUGCAUUGUAUACAUUCAGGUCCUUUGCUGGACAUUCAUGUAAAUAAUCCUUCCAGUCUGUUCCUCCUGGAGCAGCACAUCCUGUUUGUUGCCCUUACAGCUUGCUGACACUAUGUCCAGUAGUGUUGAUUCCUUUAGCAGGACUUUGCACGUACUGUGUAGUUGCCUUCAUGUAGAUGAUGAAUCAGCUUUUCAGCCUUCUGGAAUACAUAGCCAGCUAUCUCUCUAGCAAUACAUAGGAACUGCUAGUGUUGGUGAAUGCACACUGUAAGGGGUUCCUUAUCAUUAAGGGCCAAAUGAGAGUUCACCAGAUAAGCACUUGGAUUUAUUUUGUAUUGGUGGCAGCUGCUGCCUUGAAAGUGUCUCUUCCUCCUCUCACCUAGAGGUUAUUACUGCACUGUGCUUUUUGUCAAUAACUGAUCUUGCCCUUUCAGUUGGAAUAGGAGCCACCUUCUCUUUACUAGCACCUUUGUAGCCUGGACCUGCUGCAUGACAUUUCAGAAAUAUCGGCUCAAAUAUUUCCCUAUGAAUGAUGGAGAGUUGCACUUUGGAUAACGUUCAGUCUAGAUGACCCCAAAGAAGGCUCACUGUGUGUCACAGGGGGAAGGUAUUCAACUCUUACCAUAUCUGUUCCUGCACCUGAAGGAACUUUGUGGAAGAAAUGUAGCCUGGCUUCUGUUGAAAGAGGCUGAAUGUCAGUUUCGAUUUCCCUAGCCUAACAUACGUGCAGCUAAGUUUCCAUAUCAAUCCUGCCCCUCAUCAGAGGACCAAACCACAAAUUAGACCAGAUCACAUUUGCCUGCCUGCUGCUUACAGGUUGGGUUUGAUGGUGUAGUUUUAGGUCAGAAAUACUAGUUUCUGCUUGGGGGGGGGGGUGCUUUAGCUAGCCAAUUAUCUCACUGAGAGUUACACCCGCAACUUGCCAUGAACCCUUGGAGUGCACCUGAAAACACAUUUUGCUGCUAUUGGUAUAAAAAUGUGGAGGUGCAAUCUGUGGGCAUAUGCUGCUCUGCACAAGUGCAAGGGAACCUGCUUUAUUGCUUGCUGUGAAAGGGUCACCACAGAAUAUUAUGACCAUUUGGGUUUAAAAGGAGACAGAAGCUUUGGUGGUUUCAUGGACUGUUUUUUGACUGGCGGGGGCGGGGCGGGAGAGAGAGACUAUAGGCCUAUGUAUUUUGCUUGUUUUACAGCAAGUCUGGAAAGAGUCAUCCAAGUCAGGUUCAAACUUUGGUUGGUUGUAUUUGUACUUACUAUUGCAUGCUUAUCUCAGGAGCAAAAUGUUGUUUUUUAUACUUUGAAAAGUCUAGGUGCAGAAUGGUCUCUAUGAGAACUGCCAGAAAGGGAAGAAAUGUUACUAUGAGAGCAGGGAGCAGUACUGCACCCUACAGGAAUGGUUCCUAUCUGUCCAUUUUGACUUGUCUGGGAGGGACGCAGCAUUGCAUUACAAACUUGUAUAUUUUUCAUAGUCUAUUCCAGUGCCAUUUUGUUGGGCCAAGUCAAGCUUUUGGGCAUGAGAAAUAACAGUAUCUGUACUCCAUACACUGCAUCCCUAGCUCUCUUGUUGUGUAUAAAAAGUCCUAUGUGUAUAUAAAUAAACUGCUAGACAUUUA